This is a messenger RNA of Hibiscus syriacus, 1384 nucleotides long. RefSeq names its product BTB/POZ and MATH domain-containing protein 2-like. The coding region runs from base 98 to 1312 and encodes 404 amino acids. Gene Ontology annotation, molecular function: protein binding. NCBI's taxonomy places the organism in Eukaryota, Viridiplantae, Streptophyta, Magnoliopsida, Malvales, Malvaceae. The record is from RefSeq and is a predicted model, not a curated record. Gene Ontology annotation, biological process: protein ubiquitination. The transcript is spliced from 4 exons.
AAACCCUAUAAAUUCUUCCUCAUAAUAACAUAAAAAGAAAAUAAAUUAAGCUACAACUUCAGGUUCGGGAGAUUACUACUAAUUUCUUGUGGGUAAUAUGGGGAGUGUUCUACGGGGUACGUCGACGCCGUCUUCGUCCUCCUCCGUAAGCGACACCACGGUGUCUACGUCAGUGACAGAGACGGUGAACGGGUCACAUCAGUUUAAGAUUACGGGAUAUUCGCUGUCAAAAGGUUCGGGGAUUGGCAAAUACAUAACUUCAGACACGUUUAUGGUGGGUGGAUUUUUGUGGGCGGUCUAUUUUUAUCCCGAUGGGAAGAGCCCCGAAGACAAUGCCGUCUACAUUUCAUUGUUUAUUGCUUUGGCGAGCGAGGGGACCGAUGUUAGGGCUCUAUUUGAGCUCACACUUUUGGAUCAAAGCGGCAAAGAGAGGCAUAAGGUGCAUAGCCAUUUUGGGAGGAUGCUUGAAAGUGGGCCCUAUACGCUUAAGUAUCGCGGCAGCAUGUGGGGAUAUAACCGAUUCUUCAAAAGAACUCUACUGGAACAAUCAGACUACCUCAAGGAUGAUUGUCUUUCCGUUCACUGUAGUGUUGGCGUCGUUAAGUCACAUACAGAGGGUCCUAAGAUUUAUUCCAUAGCUGUUCCGCCUUCAAACAUUGGUCAUCAAUUUGGACAACUUCUAGAAAGUGGUAGGGGAACUGAUGUAACCUUUGAAGUUGACGGGGAAAUCUUUCCAGCCCACAAGUUGGUACUUGCUGCUCGUUCGCCUGUGUUUAGGGCUCAACUAUUUGGUCCAAUGAAAGAUCAUAAUACAAAACGUAUAGAAGUUCAAGAUAUGGAAGCUCUUGUUUUUAAGGCCCUUCUUCAUUUUAUAUACUGGGAUUCUCUUCCUGACAUGGAAGAGCUCACUGGUCUCAACUCAAAUUGGGCCUCUACUUUGAUGUUCCAGCAUCUGCUUGCAGCCGCAGAUCGGUAUGGGCUAGAUAGGCUACAACUAAUGUGUGAGGCUAACCUUUGUGAGGGUGUUGCCAUUAACACUGUAGCAACUACAUUGGCCUUGGCUGAGCAACACCAUUGUUUCCCGCUUAAAGCUGUGUGUCUCAAGUUUGUAGCAAAGCAAGAAAAUCUAAGGGCUGUAAUGCAAACUGAUGGCUUUGAGUACUUGAAAGAAAGUUGCCCGUCCAUCUUGAGUGAACUAUUGGAAUAUGUAGGUAGAGUAAAUGUACACCCAGUGGUAGUAUGCAGACAUGAGAAUGAAGCCAUCCUCGAUGGAAGUGAUGUUGAUGGUAGGCGAGUGAAGCAACGGUUAUAAUAGUAGCAACUUUUGUAGUUAAAUUUGAAUAACAGAAUCCUUUUUUUUUAUAAAAAAUAAGUAUAAUUUCUC